Anopheles coustani is the source of this 5423-nucleotide messenger RNA. RefSeq names its product G protein-coupled receptor kinase 2 (gene Gprk2). The coding region runs from base 1613 to 3574 and encodes 653 amino acids. Gene Ontology annotation, molecular function: ATP binding; G protein-coupled receptor kinase activity. The transcript has 12 exons. Gene Ontology annotation, cellular component: cytoplasm. The record is from RefSeq and is a predicted model, not a curated record. NCBI's taxonomy places the organism in Eukaryota, Metazoa, Arthropoda, Insecta, Diptera, Culicidae. Gene Ontology annotation, biological process: protein phosphorylation; signal transduction; regulation of signal transduction.
GGAAGCGGCGGUCGUUGAACCAAUUUUCCCCCUUGCCACAGCAGCACAAACGACCCACGGUCCAUAAAAAUCCUUCGCAGCAGUGCAGUGGUGUAGUGUUCCGCCUAGUGCAGCCGACACAAUCGGUGACCGUUUCACAUCGUCGGCUCGGGACGGAGAAAGUAAAGUGGCCCAAAAAGCACUGUGCAAAAAACCACACCGAAAACGCAAGCAAGCGACAAAGGAAGAUGCUCACCCCCGUGAUGUUGAGUCACGAUUAGAUCGAUGAUCGUACGACCGGAAGAUUGAUCGCUGCUCCACCAGCCCAGGGGAAGAACGAGAAAUUCCUUUCCAAAUCCCCUCGCAAGAAGCGAGCUUGAAGCAGCACAACGCGAAACACACUCCAGAAAAGAAGUAAAGAAAGGCGCAAAUUUCUCCCGCAAAUGAGAUCGGCCAGGCGGGAAAAGAAACCCCCGAUAAAUCUGCUCCGUUUCUUGCGCCACUAAAACCGGCGAACCCGGAAGCUGCGGCGGUGGUGGAGGUGGCGGUGGUGGUCAGCUGCUGACAAGAGGAGAAGCAACAGCAGCAGCAGCCUGUCCGGCGGAUGUGGGUUGCGGGUGUGUGGGUCCGUGUGUUUUCGUGUACGUCCGAGCGCGUGUAGUUGUGAAUAUAUUGCAUCUUCUCGUGAUUAUCGUCAUCAGCGUCUCAGCUCGUCGCCGGGCGAAGGAAACGUCGCGGAAAGCGGUGCGUCGAAAACGAAGCGGGUUCCGAGAUUCGUCAAGUCUUCGCGAUCGCCGCGUACGAUCGUUCCGGGGCGGGUUUUCGUUGGUGCGCGCCAGCACGACCACUUUUCCAGUGAAGCAAGAAGCACAUGGUGUGUGUCCCCAGGGGGGGUGGGUGUUUGGGUGCGAUUGCGUGCGAAACACACCGGGGUCUCAAGUGGUUCCGGCCUACUGUGUGACUACUAGGCGAUCGUUUGUUUAAACGAAAGCGAAACAGAAAAAUAAUAAUAAUUAUCAUUUAAGAAAAAAAGGAAAAGCUGUGCAAAAUCCCACACCCUCCCAUACGGGGGUGAGUGUCUGUGUGUGUUUGUGUGUGUAUGUGUGUGCAGCCACCGUGGUCGAAGGGGAAGAGAAAAGAGUGUUCCGUGCCGUACCGGUUGUUUUUCGUGCUUGGAGCGUUAGUGAAAGUGUUGGCAACAUAAAAAUAUCUCCAACACGCGCGAGACAGCACGGACGCGUUUUCGCGGACUCGGGAAGAAAACAGCGGCUAGCACCGGACCGGGGCCGGGGUGCCAAGAAGAGGUCGGCGGAAUAAUUUGCCCAGCGUGGGCGCGCAAAGAAUUUCGGCCGCUUGGAGGUAAAAACCAGCACCGGCGCACACUUAAUCGGCCGCGCGCAACGGUCGACUGCAGAGCGCUACACCGGGACACGACGCGAAAUAUUUCGCUGCCAGCCAUCGUAGCAGACAGCUGGAUCCGCUCGCUGCACCCUCCUUCUCCCCCCGCUCGACGGAGGAAUCCGCGUAGUAAAGCAGGAACGAACCGCGAGCCGGCGGUUUUCAGCGAACGACGCCUAGGCGCUUCUAUUUCGGGUCGCCAUUCUGACAACAAAAAGCCGCCAACCUGGAACUAAUGGAAUUAGAGAACAUUGUGGCCAAUACGGUCUACCUGAAGGCGCGCGAGGGAGGCUCCGACAGUAACAAAGGAAAGAGCAAAAAAUGGCGCAAGAUCCUCCAGUUUCCUCACAUAUCGCAAUGCAUCGAUCUCAAGAACAAAAUAGAUGUAAGCUAUGGUUACGUAGUUGAUCAGCAGCCGAUCGGGCGUGAGCUGUUCCGCCAGUUCUGCAAGGUGAAACGGCCCCAGUACUCGCGGUACAUCACGUUCCUCGAUGACGCCACGCGGUAUGAAAUAGCGGCCGACGAGCACCGGGUCGAUCUGGCGUACGAGGUCGUGAAGCGGUACCUGGGACUAUGCACCGAGAGCCAGCGCGAGGACAGCGGCGGAGGCGGCGGCUGCGACAGCGACGGGGGGAAGUGCGACGACGACAGCGGCAUCGGGGGCGACACGAAGAAGCUUAGCAAUCACGACGACCCGGAGAAGAGCCUGACCGGCUCGAACUCGGUCACCAUCACCAACGCCAUCAACGUCAGCGAGAAGGACGAGUUCGUGCUGGACGUGCUGAACGACGACAUGGUGGCGCAGGUCCGCAACAAACUAUCCACCGGCAGCAGAGAGCUGUUCGAACCUUCCAUCACGGCGGUACGGGCGUUCCUGGCCGGCGAACCAUUCCGGGAAUUCGAAGCUUCGAUGUACUUCCACAGAUACCUCCAGUGGAAAUGGCUCGAGGCCCAGCCGGUUACUUACAAAACUUUCCGAAUGUACCGCGUGCUGGGAAAGGGUGGCUUCGGUGAAGUCUGCGCAUGUCAGGUUCGUGCCACCGGAAAGAUGUACGCAUGCAAGAAGCUGGAAAAGAAGCGCAUCAAGAAGCGAAAGGGCGAAUCGAUGGUAUUAAUAGAGAAGCAGAUACUGCAGAAGAUAAACUCCCGAUUCGUGGUGAACCUGGCGUACGCGUACGAGACAAAGGACGCGCUCUGCUUGGUGCUGACGAUUAUGAACGGUGGCGACUUAAAAUUCCACAUCUACAACAUGGGUGGCGAACCCGGCUUCGAGCUGACCCGGGCACGAUUCUACGCGGCGGAAGUGGUCUGCGGGCUAGAGCAUCUACACCAGCAGGGAAUCGUGUACCGGGACUGCAAGCCGGAAAACAUUCUGCUCGACGAUCACGGCCACGUGCGCAUCUCAGACCUGGGACUGGCCGUUGAAAUUCCCGAGGGUGAAAUGGUCAGGGGACGAGUCGGUACCGUAGGGUACAUGGCGCCGGAAGUGAUCGACAAUGAAAAGUACGCAUUUUCACCGGAUUGGUUCAGCUUCGGGUGCCUGCUGUACGAGAUGAUCGAGGGGCAGGCACCGUUUCGGGCCCGCAAAGAAAAGGUAAAGCGCGAAGAGGUCGAUCGGCGGGUGAAGGAAGAUCCGGAGAAGUACUCGCACAAGUUCAGCGACGAAGCCAAAUCGUUGUGCCAACAGCUGCUAGUGAAGGUCGUAAAGAGCCGGCUGGGAUGCCGCAACGGGCGCCACGGUGCGCGAGAGGUUAAACUGCACCCGUUCUUCAACAGUAUUAACUGGAAACGGCUCGAGGCCGGAUUAAAUGAUCCUCCGUUCGUGCCGGAUCCACACGCUGUUUAUGCCAAAGACGUACUGGACAUCGAGCAGUUCUCGACGGUGAAGGGCGUCAAUCUGGACGCGACGGACGAAAACUUCUACACCAAGUUCAACACGGGCUCCGUGUCAAUACCGUGGCAGGACGAGAUGAUCGAGACCGAGUGCUUCCGCGAGCUGAACGUGUUCGGUGUGAACGAGUGCCCAACGCCCGACCUGCUCAUCAACGCACCGCCGGUGGUGGAGAAACCGGGCUGUUUUCCAUUCCGGAGAAAAAAGAAGCAAACGGCCCGCGAAAAGCCGGUACCAUUCAACGAGAAGCUGUUGUCCUCUAGUCAAACGACGGUCAGCUGUAGCCAGGCGCCGAACGAGAGUUGAUAGGUGUAAUCACACUCCGGAUCUUACUGAACACGAGCACGGGACGCUGCAAACGUGCGACGAAUGUUGGUUUAGAUGACGAUUGGAUGAAUGAGGGAAUAGCUACCACACCAGCUAAGUGUGGGGAUUCCUAUCCAAGAUUCUUGACUUGUGUGACACUCCCGGGUGACGGUGCAUCCCCCCUUUUCCCACACCCUGGUGGUGUUGUUCGGCUACCGGAACACUGGACGGAGGGGUAGGAACAUGUUUCUACCUUUUUUUCCCGUCUACCAAACAAGCAAAUGCAAAUAUUCACCGUCACCUCCCGCUACUAAAUGGAUCUGCUAGUAAGAUGUAGGAAGUAAUGGAUCCGCUCCAUUACCAACUCAUAAAAUAACUCAACUCUCACUCUCAGUCAAUGGUACACAAUUAUGCACGUGAACAUUUUCUCAUACGCACACAAAAAGUAGUUAAUUAAAAACAAAAAGAAAUGAAACAAAACUUGGCCACAAAUAGACAGAGAUAGAAUGAGCAGAUGGGGGAAAGUGAAGGAGAGGAGUAGACCGUGACACGAAUCGUGCAAAUGUUCUAGACUUAUGGCCAAAUUGCAUUUUGUGGGAUGAGCGCGUGUUUUGGAACGCAAUAGAGUUCGACAGAGCAACCGUAGCAGUAAUGUUAGGAACCACAUUGUAGUACUUCAUUUUAACGAAGUAUGUAUAGGAUGACGAAGUACUAGGGAGGGGAGUUUUAGAUGAGCCUCAAGACUCAAGACAAAUGCUUUGAAAAUAAUCGCUUUCUUGCAUAAAUUUUUGUUUUGUUAUGAAGUUUACAUUGAGCAGUAAAAUGUAAUAAUUUUUUAGCAACAUGCUCUAGCAAGCAGAACGCUAAACCGUUUCAGUUGAUUCAAUUAAGUUGGUAAAACAAUUAAAGCAAAAAUUACGGUUUUAUACAUGUAGUGUAUUGGUUUUAGUUUUGAAUAACCAACUCAUGCAAACGAUGGGUGUCAUUAAGAUUACAUUGAUAUUAACUGUCAGCGGCACGUGCAACACAUCGAUUUUAAGGAUGUGUGUUAUAAAGAGAAUCUUGCCAAAGCUAGAACCUGUAUCUAACAAAAUUCUUCCCACCAUGUCUUUUGAGGAGGUGAUCCUGUGGGAAAAGUUUAUUCUCGUGUUCUUUUUUUUUUCUUGUUUUGUCGAAUUGUUUGGCAGCAAAUUUGAGCAGAGUUUGUUUUUCUUUAUAUCGUUGUGUGAUACACUCUUGGAUGUGUAUGUAACCAACAUUGUAUAAUUCAUGUGGAAAAGCGAUCUUUGGUGAGCUGUUAUUAGUUUGGUUAAUUUUUUGUCACCAGAUUUUGACUGUCGAAGGCUUUCGCUAUUACGUUUGAAACUAAAGUUUGUAAUAUUUUCCUACAAUAAUUUAACAUCAAUAGAACAAGACAGCAGUGGACAGUCGGUUGCACAAUCCCGCGUGGAAGAAGUACAUGGAGUGUACUUAAAUCUCUUAAUGUUCGAAUGCAUCUUUUUAACAAACUUUCAUACUCAUGUACUAAUCAAUUAUAAAAAAAAACUAUAGACUAUUCGUGACUAGGAGCUAGCAGGGCAAGCAGGAAGUGGAAAAAUUUGAAGAACGGGAGUUGGGAAGAACACAACUCUAUCGCACAUAAUACCCAUAAUAAACACAACAUAAGGCAUUGCACAGAGGAAUGAUAUUUCCAGGGCAGCGUGAGGGGGAGUUCGAUAAGUCCAAUCGCAUAACGUAUGAUAAACCUAUACUAGUUACCGAAAAGAGGAAGGAUGAUGCGGAAAAAAAAUAAAACAAAACAAAACAAAUUCCCUACACUCACAGACGGAACAAACGCCACGGAGACGAA